AUGUGAAUAGAUACGGGCAUGGACCAUAUUCAAUUUUCCACCGCAUAACAUGCUACGAUAGUUCGCUCGAGAAAUGUACAGUGAUAGUGCUUUAUAUUGGUACUUUAUGUGCUCGGAAUGCUUGUUGAGUUCAGUUUGUUUAUAGAAAAGUUUAAUAUACGUUCUCGGUGACAUAAAAAGUUCCUUCUUUUGUUAUCCCCCAACAACUCGGAUUAUUGGUGUUACAAAGUAUGCAAUGUAAUAGCGAAUGUUUAUGGAAAGUCGAAGGGAUGUUUUUAUUGUCUGCUUUAUCACGCUGAGUGCGGUAGUAUACGAGAAUUUAUUCUAAAUAAAUUAUAUAUAAUUUGUAUGAACGUUGUUAACAGUGAUUGAUGACAAGCUAAAUGACUCGAUUUUUUUUUGGUGAAUCGAAAAGGCUAUUUAAGUGUUCCGGAAGGGAUGUGUACACUGUAAUUAAUGAUUUAAUGUACUUACUUUGUUGAUUGCAUUUCGAAUGUACUCGUAGAAUGUUUUUCAUCAAAUUUCAAUAAAAAAAACCUAAACUCAAAGUGAAAUAAAAUCGAUUGUAAAGUUACGGUAUGACCAUCGACCAUUUCGUGGCUAUGAAACAAAAAUAUCAAAUUUACGAAAAAGAUAAAGUUCAUGAAACAUAGUGGUAUAGUACGUGAUAAAAAUAUGUGAUUACGUAAAACUUUGCGGUUCUUUAUCAUUGUGCAAUAUCGAAGCAUGAUGUACAAAACCGAUGGAUUAUCAUUCUUGAUUUUUCUCAUCAGUCUCCAAUCAUUUUAUGAAAUGAAACUCGCUGAAGGCGCAGACGACCAAAAAAAUUAUCAUAACAUGUCGCUGCAUCCAUACUUCGACUUUGAUGUGCCACGUAACGUUACAGCGAGAGUUGGUCAAACAGCGUUCUUACAUUGUAGAGUGGAACAAUUAGGUGAUAAAUCGGUUUCCUGGAUUAGAAAAAGGGAUCUACACAUUCUCACUGCUGGCAUUUUAACCUAUACAUCAGACGAAAGAUUCCAGGUCAUCCGGCCAGAGAAUUCAGACAACUGGACUCUACAGAUAAAGUUCGCUCAAAUUCGAGACGCAGGUGUAUACGAGUGUCAGGUGAAUGUUGAGCCAAAGUUGUCCAUGGCUUUCCGGUUGAAUGUCGUCGAAGCAAAAGCUGCGAUUCAGGGUCCGCCCGAUUAUUAUGUAAAAAUUGGCAGCAGCGUUAAUUUAGACUGUGCAGUGAGUCAAGGUCCCCAUGAAUUGGGCUCAAUUUUCUGGCAUAAGGGAUCUGUUGUUCUAGACGCGCGGCAUCCAAACGAUGCAAUCUACGAUCAACCGAAUCGUGUUUACAUCGACACCGAACGGACAGAUAUAUUGCGAUCAAGGUUAAGGAUUGUUGAUGCGAAGUUAUCGGACUCCGGUAAUUACUCAUGCCACUACAGCACUGCAACAGAAGGUGACAGUGUGAUGGUUCAUGUAAUAAAUGGCGAACAUCCCGCUGCGAUGCAACGAGGCUGUGCUAGUAAUAUAGAAUUUCCAAUUUUAGUGUGCAUUUGUUCAUCAUUGACAAUUAUACUGCAUAGCUUAGAUUCGAUUUAUACCAUUGUACCACUAAUGGCAUCGAUUGCUGCAAAAGCUGCAAUAUCAUUUCGCCAAUUUAACAAAUAUUACCAAAAUUUAAGAUGAAAAUUUUUUUAUUUUCAAUUUUCUAGGACAUUAAAACAAACAAAAAAAAUUCAAAUAAAAAGUGAGGACUUAUUUAACAAACAAAACCUGGAAAAUUAAACAUCCCGCGAAUGAAAUCUAUAAACAUGAGAAAAUCCUAAUAUAGUGUAGGCACAGGCACAUUCUGGCACAUUAAUAAAAAUAUAAAAGAGAAAAGAAAAUAAAAAAACAUAAAAGAAGUAACAAUAUAGAAAUGUAAAUAAACCAUAAAUCUAAGAGUUUAUAUUAUCAGGUAUGCCACCGUAUACACAAACACACACACCUACUUAAAUGUACGAAUUUCCCGGUCUUUCUUAUUUUUAUUGCGUUUUCUUCUACAACAAACAUUAUUCUCAUAUUUUACACUUUUCGAGUGAAAAUAAAGAAUAAAAUUUAUCUGUUAAUGGGUUCCUCAUUCCGAAAGAAUGCGCCUUCGAAUCCUUUUAUGAUUAUUUUCUUCUUCUUCCUCUACAUUUUUUUCUUACUCUGGUUGUAUCUUUAAAUUUUCAUUUAUUUUCUUAACUGCAUUCUACAUUCUAUGGGAGGCUGAUAAACUCUUUAGAAGCUCUACUUUCCUUAUGCGGAACUGUUUAAGUUGUUUUCUAUCGAGGCGUGGCUGGUAGUUCGAAAUUUUAUAUAGUGUGGUAUUAUGUGAUGCCAAAAGAGAAGAGAUGGGGGAAAAAAUCGGUUAUCAAACGGGAAAUGAUGAUAAAUGAUGGCAUUAAAGUCCAAAAAGGCUAUAAAACAUGAAUGCAAACUAGUCAGUUAUCAGGAAGGGCAUUUUCGGUUUAAUAUAAUAAAAAAUUAAUGUACUCAUAUGAUGAUGUUGAUGAAUCGGCGGCUACAGAGCCUGUUAUUUGUGUGUAUUUUAUGGCAUGGUGUUCGGAUAUUGUUACUGAAAACUUUUUACAUUAAUCUGAAAACAAUAAUUUGGUGAAGAUUCCCAACAGACCCUUUACGGUGGGAGAUGUUCAAGUUGUUCGAAUUUUCCGUACAUUUAAAAUUGAAAGUGAUGGCCCCGAGAAAAAAAAAUUGGAAAUUUUUUGAAAAUAAUUUUGAUUUUAUUACCGGAGUAAAUUUCAACCAUAUAACCGUCACGAGUUCGCUGGAAUUAUAAUGUAGAGUAAAACAAGGAAGUGCUGAGGAGGUCGCUGUGCUUUCGGCGGAAUAAAUUAAAGCAAAAACUUGUUAAUAAAAUGUUUGAAAGCUUUGCUAGUGUGUUGUCUGUGGCACACAAAUAAUUUUAUUACAAAGGUUGAUAGGUAGAGAGAUGGAAAAAGGAGGCGUUGUGGCGAUGAUGUUGUUUUGUAAUAAGAUUCACCCAGAAGAAUUAAUGAGUUGUGUACUAACUUGACGUUGUCAAGUUAAUUAUUCAUAUAAAAGGAAAUGCCACAUUGAAGUCGCUUAGUUUUGCCGGGAAUAUUCUAUAUUUGUUUCGAUAAUGUGGUUUAUGCUGUUGAGAAGUUCUUUGGUUGGAACUGGAGAAUAAUAAAUAAAUUGUAGAACGAUGUGUAUAAAACUAAAGUCUAACUUCAUCUAAUAUUUAUAUUCCAUAACUGAGUUUGGUGGUAUCAACAAGGUGGUAUUGAUGCUGUACACACGCAUAAUUCAUGUGAAUAAAAUUAUGUAACAUUUACGUUAAAUGAAUUCAUAAUAUAGAGGUCAUAUACAAGUAAAUUAUAACAUAUAAAGUAAUAGUAGCAGGUAAGAGCUUCAUUUUGCUUAAAUAAAAUUUACCAUAAUACCGUGCGAAGAUCAACAUUUGUUUUAAUUUUUUCAUACUCAGGGCCGAGAGAUGUUAUUGUUUCCGUUGCAAAAAUGCUAAAUUUCAAAUGAAAGCUCAGUUGUUUUAUCUAGUAUUUCGAUCUAUCAAUUUUAAGUAUAAAAAAAACUAAAAAAAAACGUAAAUGUUAAGAUAAAAUAAAGAAAAAUCUGCAUAAAUUAAAUUUCUUUCCAUCCCAUGUACGUUGUGAAAACCGUCGCUAAAAUAUAGCUCAACUAAUAGGAGAUUCAUCAAUUUCUUGA
Molecule: messenger RNA, 3720 nt
Organism: Bradysia coprophila
Lineage: Eukaryota; Metazoa; Arthropoda; Insecta; Diptera; Sciaridae
Product: zwei Ig domain protein zig-8-like
Biological process (GO): synapse organization
Cellular component (GO): neuron projection membrane
Source: RefSeq, a predicted model, not a curated record